AAAUUCCACUUGAAACAGCUCAGAGUUUUUUUGCCCAUUUGGCCAUUUGGCCAUUUCCCAACUCCCUUCACGCGUUUGGCCACGUUGAGAGAUGUUCGCAAGUGAAAUCUGGGAGCCAAUUCUCCGCGCGCUAGAUCUGGUUCUCCCUUCUCAGCGGUGCGAGCACUUCUUCGUUACUCCAUGGAUCGACUGGCUCCGGCUGCCAAGAAGAUCGCCGAUAAGCUUGCAAAAGAUUUCCAGUCAGUUCUUAAAGAAUUUCAGAAGGUUCAAAGGCUUGCAGCUGAGAGGGAAACAACGUAUGCUCCUUUUGUUCCCAAUGAAGUUCUUCCAUCCAGUUUUGACGCCCAUGAGCUGGAGAUAAGUUCAUCUAGGACUCCUGACCAGCAAGCUCUUCUUCUGGAAUCUAAAAGACUAGAGAUCGCGCUGUCGGAUGUGCAGGUUCAUGAUCAAGGUGCAACGAUUGAUGACAUUAAUUCUAACAUUGAAAGCUCCCAUGCUGCAACUUCGGAAGCUGAUUCACAACUUGUGAAAGCUUCCAAUAUCCAAAAAUCUGGUUCAUCUCUGACGUGUUUGCUGUUUUUGAUCUUCGGAAUCGUUCUGCUCAUUGUCAUCAUAGUCAUUUUCGCUUGAGCAACAAAUCAAUUGUCUUGAUUCAAGUUCAAUUUUCAGGCAUGGCCUCCUAGUGGUAUUCCUUAAAGUGGUCCUUACCAACUUGUGCUGCUCUUAUCAACUCUAAUUACACAGCAUAUAAGGUAGUUGACACCUUCUCAAUACUAUAGUCUAAACAGAAGACCAAUUAUGUACAGACCAAUUAUUUGGAGCUUAUAUCCUCUUUACAUGGCUCUAUUUUAUUGCAAACCAUGUAAAGUAAAUGAUUACCCUGUUAUACUUAUCAAAAAAAAAGAAAAGAAAAAAGUAAAUGAUUAUUACCCUGUUAUUACUAAUAAAAGUUGGAAUUUCUUCCA
Molecule: messenger RNA, 965 nt
Organism: Alnus glutinosa
Lineage: Eukaryota; Viridiplantae; Streptophyta; Magnoliopsida; Fagales; Betulaceae
Product: syntaxin-22-like
Exons: 6
Coding region: 181-630 (149 amino acids)
Biological process (GO): vesicle-mediated transport; intracellular protein transport; vesicle fusion
Cellular component (GO): endomembrane system; membrane; SNARE complex
Molecular function (GO): SNARE binding; SNAP receptor activity
Source: RefSeq, a predicted model, not a curated record